Messenger RNA from Oreochromis aureus, 3485 nucleotides. It is a transcript of the gene snta1, whose product is annotated as syntrophin, alpha 1. Gene Ontology annotation, cellular component: sarcolemma; intracellular anatomical structure; dystrophin-associated glycoprotein complex. The transcript has 8 exons. Gene Ontology annotation, molecular function: protein binding; structural molecule activity. Lineage: Eukaryota; Metazoa; Chordata; Actinopteri; Cichliformes; Cichlidae. The coding region runs from base 144 to 1607 and encodes 487 amino acids. The record is from RefSeq and is a predicted model, not a curated record.
GGAUAAACCUCUUUUGGAGGAGGAGAAAAUAGAGGGAGGGAGGGGGGCUCAAUGUGUGUGUCUGCAUGCCCCCUACCACAGCCCUCUACCCCCUCUUACAGGACUGCCAGCCCGUCUAGAGUUAUUCCAGGAAUGCGUUGAACAUGGCUGCCGCGAUGAAGGCGCAGAAAACGGGACUGCUGGAACUUCGAGUGACCGUGGACCGCUGGAUCCGGGUACUGGCUACACUUACCGAAGGUAGUCUCACGUUAAACCCCGGUGAGGGCACCGAAGAACCCGCGAAGCCAAACCCGAGUCCCGCCGGUGCUAUUAACGGAGACCCCCCGAACCUCAGCUCGUCCCCGGUCCCGGAAACCAUCACCAACGUGAAGCGCACGGUGCGAGUUACCAAGCAAGAUGUUGGCGGGCUCGGAAUCAGUAUCAAAGGUGGCAAGGAAAACAAGAUGCCAAUCCUCAUCUCCAAAAUUUUUAAAGGCCUGGCUGCUGACCAGACCGAGGCCCUUUAUGUUGGUGAUGCUAUACUCUCUGUCAAUGGUUACGACUUACGAGAGGCCACACAUGACGAGGCUGUGCAAGCGUUAAAAAAAACCGGGAAAGAAGUCAUCCUUGAAGUGAAGUACAUCAAGGAGAUGUCUGCCUUCUUUAAAAGCUCUGGGUCCCCUGGAGCAGGUCUCCCGUGGGAUUCUCCCCCUUCCACACCUCAAAGGGGCACUGAGCUCUCCCCUGCUGAGGUGAAGGAGCCCCGGAGCAUCCCGCUGAAGAUGUGCCAGGUGUCACGAAAACAGUGCCCUCCAGACACAGAAAACAGGUAUUUUGAGGUGAUUUCAUCCAACAGAAAGAACUCUGUGUUCCUGAGGGCAAAAGACCCUGCCAUGGCCCAAUCCUGGUACAAUGCCAUCCAGGCUGGUGCUGCCAGCCUUUUACCACGAGUGAAGGAGGAGAUGAGGAGCAUGCAGCCUGGCAUGGAAGUCAAACAUCUGGGCUGGAUUACAGAGCAGGUAUCUCAGGGUCCAGAGAAACCCAUACUGGCUGUGCUGACUGACAAGGACCUGCUCUUGUAUCCCUCGUGUCCUGAAAGCAAAGAGAGCCUCAACAAUCCGACAAAGAGCCACCCGCUCAUCACCACCAGACUGGUCCAUUCUGGUCCAGGAAAAAGCUCUCCAGUCUUGGAUUCUGAGCUGUCAUUUGGCCUACGUUCAGGCACAAAGCAAGGCGUGGAGACACAUGUUUUUAGGGUGGAUUCUGCUAAGGAGCUGUCGACCUGGACUCAUCUGCUGGUGGAGGGUUGCCACAAUGCUGCUGAGCUUACCAAGGAGGUCACCACGGUCUGCAGUUGGAAUGGGAAAGAGUGCAUGCUGGGAGUUCACAUCGAUGAGGGUUUUACACUAUUCACCGAAGAAAUGGGUGUCAGGAAGAAUAUUCUCCUCCAGCAGCCUUUUGAGCGCCUCAGAAUGUCCUCAGACGACGGCGUUCGGAUGAUGUUCCUUGAUUUUGGAGGUCCCGAGGCUGAGAUACAACUGGACCUGCAUUGUUGCCCUAAGACCUUAGUCUUCAUAAUCCACUCUUUCCUGUCUGCUAAGGUCAAGCGACUUGGUCUCUUGGCGUGAUAAAGGCCAACUAUCCGGAACGUCACAAUAGGAAUAUUCAAUAAAGUUUAUGGUACAGCCUGGGAACUCUGAAACUCCAGAUGAUGGGGGGCUUGGAAAUGAUGCUGACAAGCCUUCCUAAGCCUCUAAAAAUCAUCUUUGGUCAGGCAUCUCCUGAUCCUUCUAUGGAAUGAACUGCAACAAUGCAACGAUGGUUGUUUGUUGGACUUAAAUUUGUAAGGUAAAAGUUGGCGCAAGUCAGUAGUCACUUAAGGGAGCUUGCAUCUGUCAAAUCUGUCACAGUAUGUCAUGACACUUUGUGAUGACAAAUUGUAUGAGUACGACUGCCUGUAUCUUAACGUUUCUAAGCUUAAAGCCCCAGAUGUUCGUUUUUUGUCAUCACAUUUUUUAUUUUCAUUUCAUAAGUCAAGAUGGGCCUUUGUCUUGAGAAUCUUUUCAUCUUUCAGUCUUUGCUUUAUGUGCUGUGAACAAAAUCAUUUUGUUGUGAAUAACAAAAGUUAUUUCACAAAAGUCCUGAUUGAUGUUGGACAAACAUUUUCAUAAAGGCAGCUCGAAUGGAGUGACAGGAUGACAUGUCUGAUCGCUACAUAAUCAAUAGUCUGUACUGAACAAUGUACAGAAUGGAGCUAUUAUGAUAUGCUGUUCAUGUGGAUUCUUGCCAAUACCCUGAAAUUUUUCAUGCGUUUUAAGACGACCUCCAAAAGAAAAGUAAAAUUGAUUUUUCAGUGUAGCUGAAAAACAACUUUCAUUUCUCCUUUUUCUAUGUAAAGUACAAAAAGUAAAACCAUAUAUUUAAAAAUGCUAUUUUUCUGUGUUUAAACUACAAAAUAUUCAUACCAAAUACAAACCUGCAGUGCUUAACAAUUUUAUUAGACCAUCACCUGAUGUAAGGUUUAUGCCACAGCUUCCCUGAAUUAACAGUUUUGAUAUUUACCAAAAUCGUAUUUCAUGUUUCUGUAAUGGUUAAUCCACCAAUAAGUUCUCUAAUCAAAAUAUUUAUAAUGCUACAAUAUCAUAUGUGUUAUUCAUGAAUUUUCAAAUUUACUGUUCAUAAAAAAGCUGAAAAAGUGCAAAAGCGCAUUAUUAUUUUUGAUUAACAUGCCAAAUCACAGUUAUUUACUUGGAUUUCUCAACAGAAAAAAAAAAAUCUCAGUGGUUGAACGUUAUGCUUCAUAAACUUCUAAUUUCUGAGAGAGAUCCAGUGUGCCAGCGCAGAUUAAGGCAUUUGGCUUGUUUCUUGACUAAUAAUUAGCAAUAUAUUUUUAAAACACAUUUUUGACAGAUUUGUGAAAUAUUUGUGUUUUCUUGUUUUUAUGACAGGUCGUGUAAUAAAUUUGCUAAGCAGUGUAUCUUAAGUAUCAAUGGCCUUAAUCAGUCUUGGCCUUUUUUGUCAGUAACAUAAACAAAAUGACACAUUUUUCCUGUGUUUCACAGCACUGACAAAGGUUUUCAUUAUCAUUUAUAGAUGACAUACAGCCAGCUUAACCAUACUUCUCUAUGGAUAUGGAGUUUAACUCUUACUUUAUGAUUUAAUGUCUUUGUUAAGUACUGUAUUCUUAAUACAGAGGGAAAGUACAGGCUUGGAAAGUUUUGCCACGGUCUUUGUAUAUGGAAAUGUAGGGUUGGUCACUCUUGUCUUGUUAUCUGUGCUGACUGAACAUCUGCAAUUUGGGGCCUUCUUUCUUCUUUGAACACUAAACAGACUUCUAUUAACAUAUAUAUAUGUAUAUAUAUGUAUAUAUGUAUAUAUAUAUAUAUAUACAUAUAUAUACAACUAAAAUUGUUUGCUUUCAAGAAUAAAAUGUAUUGUAUAUUCUUAUUUAAACAAAGGUGUGCCUUGCAGGGUUAUUUGUAUAUAAACAUGUAAUAAACUUUAAC